UAAAUAUACUGAUAACACUUACACAUGUCGAUACUGCUACUGUACUUUGCAUAUUAAUAUUAAGUUAGAUUUUCGAACGAUAAGAAGAGAACGCUUUGUUAUUAUGGCAACACGAGAUUUUCCGAGGAUAAAAGCCGUGCGUGCAUAUGUAUCGGAAGCGGCUAAAGGCGACCAGGGAGCCGACUGUCACGAUGUCAAUGACGACCAUUGGAUCAACGGAAGUCCCGUUCCUAUCGCUAACCCAAUGUCGGGCUACGAGCUUUAUCAACAGUACCGGAAGUCAUGGGGAAUAAACGCCAUGGGAACGCUCGUUGUAGAGGUCGAAGCGGACGACGGGACUUCCGGUGUGGGCGUCACGAUCGGCGGAGAGCCCGGAUGUUACAUAGUGGAGAAACACCUCAGCCGAUUCAUUGAAGGUCAGGACCCGCGCAAUGUGGAGCUCCUAAAUGAUCAGAUGUUUCGAUCCACGCUUAACUACGGACGUAAAGGGCUACCGAUUCAAGCCAUAAGCGCCGUGGAUAUUGCGCUCUGGGACCUUCUAGGGAAAUUGAGGAACGAGCCAGUGUAUGCGCUGCUCGGUGGCAAAACGAAGGAACGACUUCCGGUGUACAGCACGACGGCUAGACCGGAUAUAGCUAAGGAGCUCGGGUUCGUGGGAGCAAAGAUACCAUGUCCGUACGGACCUUCGGCGGGAGACGACGGUAUGCGAAAGAACAUCGAGUUUUACAAAGGCUGGCGGGAAAAGGUUGGCGACGAAUUUCCGCUUAGUCUGGAUUGCUACAUGGCGCUCACGGUCCCAUACGCAACUAGGCUAGCUAAGGAGCUCGAACCCUACGGACUGAAAUGGAUGGAGGAGUUUCUGCCGCCGGACGAUUACGAAGGCUACAACGAUGUUCGGGCGAAUCUGAGAGGUUCAAAAGUCCUGCUUACCACAGGAGAGCAUGAAUAUAACAAGUACGGCUUCAAGCAACUGAUCAAUUCACGUUGCGUUGAUAUCGUCCAACCAGAUAUCACGUGGUUGGGUGGAAUCACCGAAGCGAGGCGCGUUGUCGCCAUGGCAGCGGCGCACGACACGUUGGUGAUACCUCACGGCUCCAGCGUGUAUUCAUACCACCUUCAGUACGCCUUUAGCAACUGUCCAGUGGCGGAAUACAUCAACCUGAGCCCCAAAGCGGACAAAAUAGUGCCGUAUUUCGGAGGACUAUUUACGGACGAACCUCUUCCGGCGGAUGGAUUCAUCGAUCUUCCCAACCGGGCCGGUUUUGGCGUCACAUUGUGCAGAGAUACACUGAAACGACCUUACGCACGCAGUGAAGAAGAAUCGAAAAUAAACGCCGAGAAAAAUAAAGCAUACAAAGGCCCGAAGAAAGCGCAUAUGCCGUUCUAACUCUUCGCUCAGCUUGAAACGUGUUUUUCCAAGACCAAGGGAGAUAAAUGUUUACAAUGCGCGUUAUCUUGCUGUAGAAGUACUCUCCCUUGUCAAAAUAUACUUUUCUACGAAAAACCACUCUAUGAACGCAGCGUGACGGGUAGACACUGGCGCAACGAGGGUUCUAAUUGUCUGGCUGUUUAAAUGUUAUUUUAAUGAUGAAAUAUUGCUUCGCCGGCACCCAAAAGUGGCUUAUCAGGCGGUCGGCGACGUGAUUGCGAGGGUGAUAUUAUUGGUAUAUUUUUCCCGUGCGAUAAACGCUUGAUGUAAGAGAACAGAUAAUAAGCACUGUCUCACAACAUACACAAUGUUUACAUAUCUGACAAUAAAUCUUUCGUUCUUUCUCGGGCAGAAAAUCUAUGUAAACAUACAUAACUUUUAUUGAACAAAGUAUUCCCUUAAGUAUGUUCAUGCAAACAAUAUGCAUGAAUUGAUAAACCAUCUGUAUAUGUCUUAAAUACAAAACUUGCGCAAACUGAAUAUUUAAAAUAAAAUAAAGUAAACAUUAAAUAAUUUUGUUUAAAAAAACAUGCGAUUACAUGAUUAUUGACAUGAUAAUAAAUCUAUCAAGUU
Dreissena polymorpha is the source of this 2002-nucleotide messenger RNA. Its product is annotated as L-rhamnonate dehydratase-like. Lineage: Eukaryota; Metazoa; Mollusca; Bivalvia; Myida; Dreissenidae. The record is from RefSeq and is a predicted model, not a curated record. The coding region runs from base 104 to 1387 and encodes 427 amino acids. The transcript has a single exon. Gene Ontology annotation, biological process: amino acid catabolic process; carbohydrate catabolic process. Gene Ontology annotation, molecular function: hydro-lyase activity; magnesium ion binding.